Molecule: messenger RNA, 9221 nt
Organism: Colius striatus (speckled mousebird)
Lineage: Eukaryota; Metazoa; Chordata; Aves; Coliiformes; Coliidae
Gene: MIB1
Product: MIB E3 ubiquitin protein ligase 1
Exons: 21
Coding region: 439-3459 (1006 amino acids)
Biological process (GO): protein ubiquitination
Cellular component (GO): cytoplasm
Molecular function (GO): protein binding; zinc ion binding; ubiquitin-protein transferase activity
Source: RefSeq, a predicted model, not a curated record
GGCGGCCGCCGGCGGUCUCCCUGGUGCUGCCGCCGUCGCGGCCGCAGUUCCCGGAUGUAGCGGCGGCGCGGGGGGCCGGCGGUGGCUUGCCGCUCUGGCUGGCGGGCGAGCGGACUGCCGCGGCGCUGCGGGGGAUGAGUGCGUAGGUAGGAAGGAAACGAGGAGAAGAGUCGGCCGGAGACGCCAUCCCGUCGGCCCCUGUCGUCCCGGGCGCGUCCCCCGGUCCGUCGGAAGGGCUCCUCCUUCCUCCCGCCCUCCCCCGCUCACCGUCGCGUCAGGAUUGCCCCCCUCCCUCCCUCGCCGCACCGGCACUUGCGGCCCGUCUCCUCCCUCGCCGCGCCCGAGGCGGCCGUCCCCAUCGGGAUCCCCCUUCGCCACCUGCGGGCUGCGCGCCCCCCACUGCCGCCCCGGGGCCCGGGCCCGCGGGGCUUCGCCGGGAUGAGCAGCUCGCGGAACAACCGGGUGAUGGUGGAGGGAGUCGGAGCCCGGGUGGUCCGCGGCCCGGACUGGAAGUGGGGGAAGCAGGAUGGCGGCGAGGGCCAUGUGGGCACCGUCCGCAGCUUCGAGAGCCCCGAGGAGGUGGUCGUGGUAUGGGACAACGGCACCGCCGCCAACUAUCGCUGUUCCGGGGCCUACGACCUCCGCAUCCUCGACAGCGCGCCCACGGGUAUCAAGCAUGAUGGGACUAUGUGUGAUACUUGUCGACAGCAGCCCAUCAUUGGCAUCCGAUGGAAAUGUGCUGAAUGCACAAAUUAUGACUUGUGCACAGUUUGCUAUCAUGGGGACAAACAUCACUUGAGGCAUCGUUUUUACAGAAUUACCACACCAGGAAGUGAAAGGGUAUUGUUGGAGUCUCGCCGUAAAUCAAAGAAAAUUACAGCAAGAGGAAUCUUUGCAGGUGCCAGGGUGGUGCGAGGGGUUGACUGGCAAUGGGAAGAUCAAGAUGGUGGCAAUGGACGUAGAGGAAAGGUAACUGAAAUCCAAGAUUGGAGUGCCUCUAGUCCGCAUAGUGCAGCAUAUGUUCUUUGGGACAAUGGUGCUAAAAACCUCUACAGAGUUGGCUUUGAGGGCAUGUCUGACCUGAAAUGUGUCCAAGAUGCAAAAGGCGGCUCUUUCUACAGAGACCAUUGUCCUGUAUUAGGUGAACAAAAUGGUAACAGAAACCCUGGUGGACUGCAAAUAGGUGACCUUGUAAACAUUGAUCUUGAUUUGGAAAUUGUACAGUCUUUGCAGCAUGGUCAUGGAGGAUGGACCGAUGGCAUGUUUGAAACUUUAACAACAACUGGAACAGUUUGUGGCAUUGAUGAAGAUCAUGACAUUGUUGUACAAUAUCCAAGUGGCAACAGGUGGACAUUUAAUCCAGCUGUUCUCACCAAAGCUAACGUUGUCCGAAGUGGAGAUGCUGCUCAAGGUGCAGAAGGAGGUACUUCUCAAUUUCAAGUGGGUGACCUUGUUCAAGUAUGUUAUGACUUGGAGCGAAUCAAGCUUCUUCAGAGAGGUCAUGGAGAGUGGGCUGAAGCAAUGCUUCCAACUUUAGGUAAAGUUGGUCGAGUCCAGCAGAUCUAUUCAGACAGUGACUUAAAGGUAGAGGUUUGUGGGACAUCUUGGACCUAUAAUCCAGCAGCUGUCUCGAAGGUGGCAUCAGCGGGAUCUGCUAUAAGUAAUGCGUCUGGGGAGAGAUUGUCUCAACUACUGAAGAAAUUAUUUGAAACCCAGGAAUCUGGAGAUCUCAAUGAAGAGUUGGUUAAAGCUGCUGCCAAUGGAGAUGUUGCUAAAGUGGAAGACUUGCUAAAGAGACCAGAUGUAGAUGUGAAUGGACAAUGUGCUGGACACACAGCUAUGCAAGCUGCUAGUCAGAAUGGCCAUGUUGACAUUUUGAAGUUGCUUCUGAAACAGAAUGUGGAUGUAGAAGCAGAGGACAAAGAUGGAGACAGGGCUGUCCAUCAUGCAGCCUUUGGUGAUGAGGGUGCUGUGAUAGAAGUUUUGCACCGAGGCAGUGCAGAUUUGAAUGCCCGCAACAAACGCAGGCAGACUCCACUUCAUAUUGCCGUCAACAAGGGUCAUCUGCAAGUUGUGAAGACUUUACUGGACUUUGGCUGCCAUCCUAGUCUCCAGGAUUCUGAAGGUGACACUCCACUUCAUGAUGCAAUAAGUAAAAAGCGUGAUGACAUCCUUGCUGUAUUGUUAGAAGCUGGAGCAGAUGUUACUAUCACCAACAACAAUGGGUUUAAUGCUCUUCACCAUGCUGCACUAAGAGGAAACCCUAGUGCAAUGCGUGUGUUGCUGUCCAAGUUACCGCGACCAUGGAUUGUUGACGAGAAAAAAGAUGAUGGUUACACUGCCUUGCAUCUGGCAGCUCUCAAUAAUCAUGUGGAAGUGGCUGAACUUCUGGUGCAUCAGGGCAGUGCUAACCUGGAUAUCCAGAAUGUUAACCAGCAGACUGCUCUGCACCUUGCCGUUGAACGACAGCAUACACAAAUUGUUAGGCUCUUAGUCCGUGCAGGUGCUAAGCUGGAUAUUCAGGAUAAAGAUGGGGAUACUCCCCUGCAUGAAGCCCUGAGACACCACACCCUGUCACAGCUUCGCCAGCUCCAAGAUAUGCAAGAUGUGGGCAAGGUAGAUACUGCUUGGGAGCCAUCAAAGAACACAUUAAUAAUGGGACUUGGCACUCAGGGAGCAGAGAAGAAGAGUGCAGCAUCUAUUGCUUGCUUCCUGGCAGCCAACGGAGCUGACCUCAGCAUUCGUAAUAAGAAGGGUCAGUCUCCUCUCGAUCUCUGCCCUGAUCCUAGUCUCUGCAAAGCAUUGGCUAAAUGUCACAAAGAAAAAGUCAGUGGUCAGGUUGGUUCCAGAAGCCCAUCUAUGAUCAACAAUGAUUCUGAAACCUUAGAAGAAUGCAUGGUGUGUUCAGACAUGAAGAGAGAUACUCUGUUUGGCCCAUGUGGACACAUUGCCACGUGUUCUCUGUGCUCACCACGGGUGAAAAAAUGCCUCAUCUGUAAAGAACAAGUUCAGUCUAGAACAAAGAUAGAAGAAUGUGUAGUAUGUUCAGACAAAAAGGCGGCAGUGCUAUUCCAGCCUUGUGGUCAUAUGUGUGCCUGUGAGAAUUGUGCAAGCUUGAUGAAGAAGUGUGUGCAAUGUCGGGCAGUGGUUGAGCGACGAGUGCCUUUUGUAAUGUGUUGCGGAGGGAAAGGUACAGAAGAUAUCACUGAUGAUAUUUCAAGUGGAAACAUUCCAGUUUUACAGAAGGACAAAGACAACACCAACGUCAAUGCGGAUGUACAGAAGCUGCAGCAACAGUUACAAGACAUCAAGGAACAGACAAUGUGUCCUGUCUGUUUGGACCGUUUGAAGAAUAUGAUCUUUCUCUGUGGCCAUGGAACGUGUCAGCUUUGUGGAGACCGAAUGAGUGAAUGCCCUAUAUGCCGCAAGGCAAUUGAAAGAAGGAUCCUUUUGUAUUAAACAGUGGAAACAAUGUCUUGUCUUAGCUUAUGAAAUAGUAAGGACAUUUUGAAGACUGAAACCUCUGUAACUCUGAAAGGCAGUAAAGGGUUCUAAUGAAAACAUUUCUAUUACUGUAGCACAGGUUCAUUAGAUGAUAUUGAUUGAAGACUGUGAACACACCAAAUAAGAGAACAGUAUUUCAACAGUCAGCUUUUAGCUUUACUCUUAAAACACAUCUAAGCCUGAAGCUAACUUAAAGCAGUCUUUUUUUUUCUUUUUUUUUCUGUCAUCUUCCCCUUAAAGUUUAAAGGGACAAUCUUAUUUUUGUUUCAGUCAUGUUUUUUUAAUGUUUUUUACUGUAUGUAUUGGGUGUCCAGUGAUGUAAGGAGUUUUUUUAUGUUGUCAGUUAAUAUCAAAUAUAAACAUUUAGGAUUUUUUUUUGUUUAUGUUUUUCUGGAGAAUGUUGAUAUUUCCUGUGACAGUUAAUUCACAAUAAUUUCUGUCUUGAAAUGUACAAUAAUGCAAAAUCAAUACCAAUGUAUACACAUGGUAAUAAAUAUACUAUCCCAAUAAGAUCAGGCCUCAAAAUACAAUAUUAAAAUAAUUCUAGUUUUAUCAUGCCCUUUGUUGCUAAGGGUGAGUUGGGAAGGAAACAGUAAAAAAAAAAGUUUAGGAAGAUGAUGUCCCCAAAACUGAACUUCAGGCUAACUUAAAAUAGUUAACUUCUUAAUUCUACUAGCACUUAAUUUUGUAUGGAAUUGCUUUUAACUUAAAUUCAAAGGAAAACAUUUGAGAACUGAGUCAGUUAUCCAUUUGAGACAAAUGAAUUUGAUCAGUUGUAGAGGAACAUCUAUGUAUGUGGGGCCAUUUAAAAAGUCUGAAUCUAUGAAUUAGGAAAUAGUAGAGGUUUGCAAGAUUUCUUCUUGUAAAUAAUUUGGUCUCUAGGCAAAUGGUGUCAUCAGCAAAAGAGAAGAUAUAAUAUUGUUUAUUUAUCUAGGUUGUGUCUUAACGCCAGAACUUAACCUGUGAAUGUUACUGGGUAAUACUGCAAAUUAAGAUACUGCUGACAGAGCAAUGAAUUUUGUGAGCCGUGUCUAGGUGAAUUAAAAUUGGCUGGAGGAGUUAGCUGUCACUGAUGUGACAGUGGUGUUCCUGACGCUGAAAAGGCUGCUGUCAGGAACUACAGGCUAUUAAUGUUUUGAUAACAAGUACAUCCUUCCAUCUUUUCAGAUGGAAGAAGAUAGGCUGAUUUAAGGACGUCUUGUAGCUAAAAGGAAUGUGUGCUUAGUCCUAAGUGAUCUGACAAUUUUUACAGUGCGUAGUUUAUGUAGCCCUUAGCCAUUGUGCAGACUUCACUUGGAUGUGUGCUUGCAGAACAAGAAAGAAAUCGAUGCCGGAAUCACUUGGAUGAUUAAUCUUAUAGCUAAGAUUAAUUUCUCAUUUAAUUCUCAUUGCAUAUGUGAAAAAUGUGGGAAAAGGGAUAGUUCGGAGGAAGAUCCAAGUAGGGAUAAAGGCAUCAAAUUGUGAUCUCUUCAGAUAAAUCAGUUUCAGUCUUUUGAAGCUUAUGUUGAUGUGCCUGAAUUCUGCAAAUGUUGGCAAAAGUCUUAGAAGAGUGUUACUAGUAAAAUGUAAAGACAAAUGAACUUUGUAAGCAGUAAGGUUUAACCACUGAGUAUAGUUUUCCAGGAAACAACUACAGUGGUAUGUUAGAAAAAUGUAUGUAGAGUGGCGUUCAACAUAGCAAAGUGAUGUAACACACAGCCUUUCUAUAGCAAUCUUUAAUCUUGAUCCAGAUUUGCAAAUGUUCAUCAUUCUUUUCAGUAAUUUUUCAUUGGACACAAUCCCAAUCUAGAGUCAAUAUAGUAGUAUAGUUUAUUUUGUAUACUGGUAGUCAUCUGUUCUCAGAUAACCUGUGUAUCUAUGGUCUUGGCCAAAUGAAAUAGCCUUCCCUUUCUUGCUUCUUGAGUCCCUAUUCUAAAAUAUCUAAAUGUCAAUCAUCUUCUAAAGUUUUUAAUAUAAGACUUUUAAUUCAGUUCAGCAUUUCACCGUUUCCACUUAAAAGUAAUUUUAGUGUAGGAUGUGCCAUUUGACAAUCCAUUCUGAGUUUUAGCAUGUAAUAGUUCAGAUCUGUACCUCUCUUUCCUCUAGGUCUGGGUAGGCAAAUUUUGAAAUUCGUAUCCUAUUUAUUCUUCAAGGGGACCUGUAUAAACUGUUGUCAGCACAAAGACAGGGUGGAUUUCUUCUUGCUAAUAAGCCUUGGGUGUAGCAAUUGACACUUUCCUAAUUCUUUUUCUCUGGAACCAAGGCAGAAAAUGCUUUUAUUUUCAAAUUACUUGAAAAUGCUCCAAUUUAGCAGCAAUUUAAUAAUUCAGAUGAGGAAGAACUGAUCCAAAGCAUUCUGGGUGGAAAACUGGAGUUGAACAUUAAAUACUCCAUACCUGCAGGAGGCACAUACAGUAGCGUAGAUAGGUGAGUACUCUGUUAGGCUUGUAGUUCUCAACAGAGAAGCUGUAAGUUAUUUUAUAACACUCUGAUAUUUGGAUGCCAUCACAGUCCUGUGGAAAUAGAGACAAAGACUGAAGUAGUUUUUUGUAAUGUGGUCACACCAGAAGUUUCUGACUGCAUACAGCCUUGAGAUUGGAUUCAUUUGGUAAUGUUGUGAGCCAGUUGAAAUUACAAGUGUAUUAACUUGAUGCUUUUAUGGUGCCAUGAGAAACAGCUCUUAAUAACAGGUGAAAAAGCUGUACCUUGCAUGGGAAAGGCUACACAGUGCUUGCAUUUCAAAAAACUUGAGGAAAAAUGUUUGCAAAUCCAGUAUCACUUAAGGAAGCAGAUAUUUAGAUCCAUAUGCUGUCUUUGGAUUCUGAUGUAGAAAGUGAACCAGUUUUGAGGAAGCUGGUUAAGUUCAUUCACUCAGUUUAACUGAUACCAUCUCUGCAAUGUGCAUCUCUGCAGUGUGCAAGUAUUUAGUUGGAUAACCCUUAAAUAAUUGAAGGAUUAAAACCAGAAGCUCAGUUGGAAGCCAAAGGGAAUCAUAACAAGUAGGAGAGUUGAAGGUAUAUCAUUGUGCCUCUAUCUUCAGCAAAGAUAAAAGUGUAAAUCUCAUUAUUAUUAUUAUUAUUAUUAUUGUCACUAAUAUGAGUAAUGUGGAAGGAAAGAAAAACCAGGAAGGCAUUUCUCUCUAAUAUACUGUAAAAUCAUAAAAUAUAAGUAUUGCAAGUUUUUAAUAUUAUAAUUAUUGCCCAGUAUUUAAUAAUGGUUUUGAAAUUAAAUUGAAUUAAAUAACUCAAUUUGUUUCUUGAACCAAUCAAGAAGGCACUUAAUACAUAUUUGUUCAGGUGUGUGGUGUGCUCAGAUGUUUAAAUAAAAUACUUUUUUUUUCCCGUUUAGUAAAAUACAUAAAAGAUCACAUCAGUACACAGUGAUUUUUAAGGUAUAAAGACAACCGGAGAGGCUAACAAAAUAUGCUAAAUAGUUUUAUCUUGUUAACUUCUGUAUAACUACGUUUGAUUUUUUUCCCCAAGCCUACUAUCAUUUUAACUAUACUAACUGUACCGCAAGCUUGCAUGGCACUUCUCAAAAUUUGGGCUAUUAUUACCAACUUUCCGUUUUGUUGAAAUAACUGUGUACUUGCACAUUAGGAGUUUGCAAGAAUCCUUUUUUUCUGAUGUGGAUACUUAAAAUUACACUGCAAGAGAAUAAACAAGCUACUUUGUAAAUGUGAAAGCUUGGUUAGGAGGCAUUGUACUUAACUUGGACUGGGUGAGGAUAUAGCAAAUUUGCACCAAGUGCUUGUGCCUUGUUAGCAUUGUCUUAAAAUUGAUAUUUUAGCUUCUUUUAAAGGCAUGAAAUAGUCUUUAAAAAUCAUCUAAGUACUUACUAUGUAGAUAUUUUCUAGAGAUUAAGUUUUAUGUAUGCCUAAUUAUUUUUAGCAGUAUUAAUUGCAGUGUGUGUAAACACUAAAUUGUCUGAAGAAGCUGCUUUGAGCUAGUGAUCUAAGCUUCCUCUAAAAAAUUACAUGUCAGAAACUGAGUUUUUACUCUUCCAGUAGCAGCUGGUGAACCGAAGAACCUAUCCUGUUCUUUGUGCUGCAUGGGUCAAGUUUUCACUUAAAAAAAAAGAAAAACACUACAGCCUAAAUUUUAGCAGUGCUACCUCCUUUCUGUCAACGUGUUGAAUUCUUCUCUAGUUGUUCUUUGUCUUUGGGAAGUGACAGAGAACACAUUCAUUUUGUUUUGCUUUGUCAGUUUUGAUGCCUGAAUAUGUUGUGAAGGUUUUUUUUACUGACUGUAUAAAUUCCUUACAGUAGAAGUGUGUGCUUUGCCACCAUGUACCUUGUGUACCGUUCUUGUGUAAGUUACGGGGAUUUGUACCGUUGUCUUUUUAUGCAUGUCAUAAUUUGUGUUGAUGAAGCGAAACUGUUAUCUGCAGAAGUUUUAGUCUGUUCCAUUUUUAUAGCUAAGCCUAUGGCAAGUUCUGACUCAGGGCUUUUUAACAACUUACACACAUACACAAUAUCCUUCAGCACAUCUUGGAGAAUAUUAGAGAUGUAGUGACCAUACAGUGCCUUGAUAGAACUAUUAAGUGGGCAGCAGCCAUAGAGUCCUUAACAGAAUGCAAGUAACUUUUGAAUCUAGUUAAUGAGUUGAUAUUAAUGUAAUACCCCUGCCAUGGAUUUAUAAACUUGUAUAUACUUUCUGUAAAAGAAAAUCCACAAAUUUAGGUAUUGUUAAGCUUUCUGAAGGUUAUUUAAUGGUUGCACCAGUCUUGGGGGUCUGAAGGGCAUAGUAUUCAAAUUUACAGAAGCAGCAUUUGUGGCAAAGACAGAUAAUAAUGUUCCGUAUGUGACAUUUUUAGUGUGCAGGGAGAGUCAUUGUAUAAACAAAUACAUAAAAAUACCUGCUUUACUCUGGCCCAAGAAGUCUUUUAUACAAGAGAGAAAUGAUCAGCAACAAAUCUGUGUGUUUGCAUGCCAUUCCAUAGUUAAAAAAAAUAUUAAGUCUCAUUUUGAGCUUCUAAAAAAUAUUUUCUUUGUCCUAAGAGUUAGUGUCUUUAUGAAUGCAGACUGUUCAUAUUAGAAAACAGGUUUUACUGAAUCCGAGGAAGAUUUUUGCUUUUGUUAAAACUGACUUUGCAUUUUCAGUAAACAGUGGAGUUUGUUUAUUGGAGAAAUUUAAGAUUAUGUGAAUGUAGUGGGUUUCUGUAUGUAGAUAGCAUUAUAUCACUGCCUUCAUUAAAAUUGCCUAGUAAGGUCUAAGCUUUUCAGAGGAAAUGCUGAUGUACUGUAUGGUUAAUAAAACUUACUAUAUAAGAUGUAUACUGACUUUUUCAAAGCUGUCAUUUAAAAGUAUAAUUGGAUUGAAUUAAUACUGUUUUUUGCACACAAGUUGGUGACAAGGGAGCAGUGGAUCAUUUAACUUCCUCCUUUUUAGUUGUAACAAUGUUAGGUGUCACCACAGAACUGGAAAAUUGUAGGCGUGAACAAAUGUUUGGUAACUGUUAGUUGUUGACAUACAAUGUUUAAAAGUUCACCAGACUUUUCUUUUUUGAGGAAGUUUGGAUUGCAAAGUUCAAAAAACUCUCAUUCUUUAUCUUCUAUCCCAAAGAGUGAGUUUGUAGCAACAUCAGAAAUGCUACGUGCCUUUUAGUCACCCAGGUACUCAAAUAUUAAGCAGCAUAGUGGAAGUGUGAAGGGUGGAUGAUAUUGUAACAAAAAAAAAGGUUGAUUAUCUAUGACAUUUGUGCAAAUUUUUCUGUAAAUAUGCAGCUCAUGAUACUGU